GUAAAUUCCCACCGCAAAUCUGCACGAAGACUAGGGUUGAGUUAUUGUAGGUUUUGGGGAAGCUCCAUAUCUCAUCUCUCUUCUGUGGUGCUCAGGGUGAUUGUCAAUUCUCUGGUUGUGGUCUGGUGUGCUCAGCAGAAGGGAAGAGCGAGAAUUAUUAUAUUUUUUUUGUGAUUAUGGCGUCUUAUGUAGAUAAGUUCAUUUGCUCUCCAUCAGAGGAAUUGUUAGAUUUAGGUACUAAAGAACAGCUGUUGAAGGUCGCGGAACACUACAAGGUUGAGAUUAGUGAUAAACGUCUAAAGAAUUCUAUUAGGUUGAUAUUGAAGGCCAAUCUGAUGGAGAGUGGUAUUCUUGAAGUUACCACUGGGCCAGCCUCUGCUGAGGAUUUGCCAUCUCCCCAUAACGUUACAAUGGCCAUUCCAUCGGUUAGCCCUAGUAGCCUUCUUUUUGAACAGCAGAAAGAACUGCUUUUGUUACAGCUGGAGCAUGAUCGUGAGAAGAGAGAGCAUGAUCGGCAGCAUGAUCGUGAGAAGCUAGAGCAUGAUCGGCAGCAUGAUUGUGAGAAGCUAGAGCAUGAUCGUGUAAAAUAUGAAAAGGAAUUGGCAUUUAAACAAGAUAUGGAGCGUGCUAAAAUCAAGUUGCAACAAGAACGUAUAGAGUUGGUUAGGGAAGGAAAGAUCUCAGGGGAGAGUUUGUUUUGGGAAGGUGACCCAGAUUUACCUAGGGGUAGUUCUGCUUUUGGUCGUGCCCCAGAGACAUUUGAUAUUGUUGGGAACUUACGGUUAUUGCCUCAGUUUAAUGAAAAGGACCCCGAGACAUUCUUUUCGUUGUUUGAGCGGGUUGCUGACGCUAGGAGUUGGCCUGAUUCUGACCGCACUUUAAUGUUGCAGUGUGUGCUGACUGGUAAAGCACAGGAAGCAUAUUCAGCUCUUAGUGCACUAGACAGUACCAGUUAUGAUAAAGUUAAAACAGCUGUGUUACAGAUUUAUGAACUGGUCCCUGAGGCUUACCGCCAACGAUUUAGAACUUUAAAAAGGGAUGAUAAGCAGACUCAUGUUGAGUUUGCGCGACAGUUAUCUUUACAGUUUAAUCGCUGGUGUUCCGCAUCUGCAGUUGUGACUUUCCAAGGGCUGUGUGAUCUGAUUAUGUUAGAGCAAUUUAAGGACACAAUUCCUGAUCGUAUUGCCACGUAUAUUAACGAACAGAAAGUAAAGAAUGUUGCUGAAGCUGCGGUUUUGGCGGACGAGUAUGUGUUGACUCACAAAAGUGCCUUUGUAGAGCCCCGUAUUCGGAAAGAGUGGGGGCGUUCGGAUAGAUUUGGGCUUCGCUCACCGAGACACUUUGGUUCACGGGCAGAGUUCUAUUCAACUAGGGUUGAGCCUGACUCCCAUGGUAAAGCUGACUUUGGGCAGGAGUGUCACUACUGUCAAGGUUCAGGUCAUUGGAAAAACGAAUGUCCACUUCUCAGGUCAAAGGGUGCUUAUGCUAAAUCUAAGCCUACCGCGUUAGCUGCACCUGUUCCACAUCAGUUCACUCAUGACUCAUUUUCUCAAGCCCAGGAGAAUGUGAAAGUCCAUAUUGAUCCAGACUAUUUACCUUUCAUUACGGAAGGUUUUGUGUCUAUGUUAGGAAGUAAAGACCUAGUGCCAGUGAAGAUCCUGAGAGACACAGGUGCCUCUGAAUCAUUUGUGUUGGAGUCUGUGUUACCCUUUUCUGCUGAGACUGAUUCGGGGAAUAGUGUUCUAAUUAGGGGAAUAGGUUUGAACACUCUGUCAGUUCCAUUGCAUAAACUGAUGUUGGAUUGUGGGCUGGUGAAGGGUGAAGUUGUUGUGGGGGUGCGUCCUUCGUUGCCUAUUGAGGGUAUCGACGUUAUCCUUGGGAAUAACUUGGCUGGUGAGCGUGUAUGGCCAGUCGUGUUUCCAUCUCUCGUGGUUUCCACUAAGCCGUCAUUUGUUGGGAUUCCUGAUGAGAAUGUACAGAGUUUCCCAGAGGUGUUCUCUGCGUGUGCAGUGACACGUUCUAUGAGCCGUGGCGAACUGGUUACUGCGCCGACUAAUGAUAAUAAUACAAAGUAUGUCACUGUUUUCCCUGUUAUACCGUUAUCUGUAACCCGGUCAGAUCUAAUCAAUGCGCAACGGGAUGACCCCACAUUGGAAGAGUUGCGUGAUCAAAUUGUGCCUGUAGAACAAAUGGGAGAUGUCGCCCAUGGCUAUUUUCUCCAAGAGGAUGUCCUGAUGAGAAAGUGGUUGUCUCAUGAUAGUUGUUUUCUGGGGGAGGCAAUUAGUCAGGUUGUUGUACCAGUUAAGCUUCGUGAGUUGGUGUUGGAAACUUCUCACAGCGAUGUUGCUGGACAUAUGGGGGUGAGGAAAACCUACAAUCGCAUAUUAAGACAUUUCUUUUGGCCUAGAUUAAAGAGGGAUGUUUCUGAUUUUAUCAAAACUUGUCACACCUGUCAAUUAACUGGUAAGCCUAAUCAAGCUAUUAAACCAGUACCAUUGUUUCCUAUUCCUGUACUCAGCCAACCUUUUGAGUAUCUGAUUAUUGACUGUGUGGGCCCUCUGCCUCGUUCUAAAAAGGGUAGCAGUUACCUGUUCACUGUGAUGUGUCAGACCACUAGGUUUCCUGCUGCCUAUCCUCUCCGAUCUAUCACGACUAAAUCGGUGUUAAAAGCUUUGACUCAGUUUCUCUCAUUGUUUGGAAUCCCUAAGGUCAUUCAGAGUGAUCAAGGAUCUAAUUUUACCUCUAAUCUGUUUAGUCAGGUUCUUCAACAGCUCCAUAUUAAACACAAUUUGUCUAGCGCCUAUCACGCGCAAAGUCAAGGAGCACUGGAACGUUUCCAUCAAACACUUAAGUCUUUGUUGAGAGCUUAUUGUACUGAGAUAGAUAAGGAUUGGGAGGAGGGGUUGCCUUGGUUACUGUUAGCCGCUAGGGAAGUUUCACAGGAGAGCACAGGUUUCAGUCCAAAUGACCUUGUGUUUGGACAUAGGGUGCGUGGACUUUUAUCUGUUCUCCAGGAUGACUGGAAGUCUCCCGAGCCUCCUCAGUCCCUAUUAUCAUAUGUGUGUGAUUUCCGGCGACGACUGUACGCCGCUGGUGAAAUGGCUAAAGAGAAGUUAUCAUCUUCACAGGAGAGGAUGAAGGGCAUAUUUGAUCGCCGAACUGAGCCUCGUCACUUUAUUCCAGGUGACCAGGUUCUUGCUCUGCUGCCAAUUGUUGGUUCUCCUUUUCAAGCCAAGUUUCAAGGUCCAUAUACAGUGGUGCGCCAGUACACUGAGCAAAAUUAUCUAGUUGCCACUCCAGAACGGAGGAAAGCACACCAGCUGUGCCAUGUAAAUCUGUUAAAACCUUAUUAUGCACGUUCCUCUGAGACUGAACAGUGGGAUUCUACAGAGGACGUCUUCUCACUCACCUACCUGUUGAUGGGCGGAAAGAGAUGGUUGGUCUUAUUCAGAGAUUUCCAGGUUUGUUUUCUGAUACACCUACACGUACAAACUUAAUAGAACAUGAUAUUGACAUUGGAGGUGCUGACCCCAUUCGUCAGCGGUUCUAUAGAGUUUCUUCAGAGAAACUACGUUGUCUGGAUGCUGAGGUCAAGUACAUGCUGGAGAGUAAGAUAGCAGAGCCUUCUUUCUCCAGUUGGGCUUCUCCCUGUAUCUUGGUCAGUAAACCGGAUGGAACAAACCGUUUUUGUACGGACUACCGUAAGGUAAACGGUGUCACAAAGCCAGAUUCAUUUCCUCUUCCUCGGAUGGAGGACUGUGUUGAUCAAGUCGGUGCAGCUAGGUUUGUGAGCAAAUUUGACCUGUUAAAAGGCUAUUGGCAGGUGCCACUGACGAGUAGGGCACGUGAAAUCUCUGCCUUUAUUACACCUUUUGGUCUGUUCCCUCCUGGUCGUGUGUUCUUCUUUCCUCUUAAAUAUUGCUUCCUAUGCACAAAGGUUGCUGAGGUCUGGGGAGGAGGUUGGUUGGUGCAGGUGGAGGUGUGAACACAUAACCCCUCGUCAAUUUGUGGCGCAGAAGCUGUGUCAAUUUGGAACUUAGGCUGGUAUUUUGUUCCGGGGUCCUUGUUGGUCCCCGGUUUUAUGGGGGGGAAUGUGACGACCCUCCCACUCUGUCUGCUGUAUUCUCUCUCUGUUAUUUCCUUAUU
This is a messenger RNA of Oncorhynchus kisutch (coho salmon), 4146 nucleotides long. RefSeq lists its product as uncharacterized. Gene Ontology annotation, molecular function: aspartic-type endopeptidase activity; nucleic acid binding; zinc ion binding. Gene Ontology annotation, biological process: proteolysis; DNA integration. Lineage: Eukaryota; Metazoa; Chordata; Actinopteri; Salmoniformes; Salmonidae. The record is from RefSeq and is a predicted model, not a curated record. Bases 177 to 3497 code for a protein of 1106 amino acids. The transcript has 2 exons.